This is a messenger RNA of Aspergillus heteromorphus CBS 117.55, 558 nucleotides long. RefSeq names its product EF-hand domain-containing protein. NCBI's taxonomy places the organism in Eukaryota, Fungi, Ascomycota, Eurotiomycetes, Eurotiales, Aspergillaceae. The transcript has a single exon. The record is from RefSeq and is a predicted model, not a curated record. Gene Ontology annotation, molecular function: calcium ion binding. The annotation marks the transcript as partial.
CCCGACGAUGACCCGCAGCAGCUGUUCCCCCUCUUCCGCGCGGCCAACUCAUCGCACUCGGGCGCCCUGACGGAGAUGGAGCUGGGGUCGGCGCUCGUGAACGGCGACUUCACGGCGUUCCACCCCAAGACGGUGAUGAUGAUGAUCCGGAUGUUCGACCGCAACAACAGCGGGACGAUCUCGUUCGACGAGUUCGUGUCGCUGUGGCGGUACCUGGCGGCGUGGCGCGAGCUGUUCGACCGCUUCGACGUCGACCGCAGCGGCCGCAUCAGCCUGCCCGAGUUCGAGAACGCCCUCGUCGCCUUCGGCUACCGUCUCAGCCAGCCGUUCGUCAUGGUGCUCUUCCGCACCUUCGAGAGCAAGGGCCAGCAGCUGACCGGCCACGGCUACGGACACGCCAAGCAGGGCAUGAGCUUUGAUCUGUUCGUGCAGGCCUGCAUCAGUCUGCGCCGCAUGACCGAUGUCUUCAAGCGUUACGAUGACGACCGUGACGGGUACAUCACCGUCAGCUUUGAGGAGUUCUUGACCGGUGAGUUCCUGCCUCGGGCCCGGCCCUAG